AUGGGCCGGAAUAAUAUAUGUUCGUCUAACUCGAAUGACUCGCUUGUUGCCCUAACACAGAAGCAUGAUUGCCCUCCAUGUAUCUCGGAAUUAGCGUUGAAGGAUCUCAAAAUCGUUGCAAGAGAAAGCAUCACCUUCGCUGGAGGUCCUGCUGCAAUCCUACUUCAAAUCGCACAUCCCCAGGUUGGCCAGGGGGUAGCGGACCAUAGUACAUUCAGGACAAGAGCCAUCAGCCGUGCAGAGUAUACCCAGAUGUACAUUUACUGCAUGAUCUUCGGAUCUCCCCCAGAGAAAGCGGCGAUGAAGGCAUACGUUGACAAAGCACAUUCGCGCGUCGUGGGCGGCAAUGAAAAGGUUUCCUAUAAUGCCAAAGAUCCUGAACUCCAACUCUGGGUUGCUGCGACAAUCUACGCCUCUAUGGUUGGCAUAUACGAGCUGAUCUACGGUCCACUCUCUACAGCCAGAGCCGAGAGGGUCUACCAAGCGUUUUCGAUCAUGGGUACUUCUCUUCAAGUCCCGCAGGAAAUGUGGCCUAAGGACCUAAAGGCUUUUGAAGUUUACUGGAACGAUAUGGUAAAUAAUAGGUUGCACGUCACUCCUGAGGCAAGGGGGGUCUUGAGAGAUAUCUUCCAUCCUACUAGGAACCUGCCCAUGUGGGCGCGGCCGAUCGCCGUUGUCGCCAUGCCGUUUGUGCGUCGAGUUACAGUGGAACAGUUACCGCCUAGUGUCCGUGAUCAGUUCUUCCUCGAGUCUACGAAGUCGUCGAGGGCGGUUUCGCGGGUCUUCAUUUCAGGCAUGUCUGGCGUGUAUCCUUUCAUGCCUCUUUUUGUGCGCCAAUUUCAAAAAACCUAUAUGAUGAAAGUUAUCAGGCGCCGUAUGCGAAAGCGGGACGGCCAACUUAUCAAGCCUUGA
Molecule: messenger RNA, 912 nt
Organism: Penicillium riverlandense
Lineage: Eukaryota; Fungi; Ascomycota; Eurotiomycetes; Eurotiales; Aspergillaceae
Product: oxygenase MpaB family protein
Exons: 1
Coding region: 1-912 (303 amino acids)
Molecular function (GO): oxidoreductase activity
Source: RefSeq, a predicted model, not a curated record